AACAGCUGCACCGGUCGCACCACCAUCACGCAGGUCAGUGAGACGGACUGAGCUCCAUCAGCAACACCAGCCCUCAUGGAGCGACCGCUGCGUGCCUGUGUGAGAGCUUUGGCUGUGCUGCUGUGUGUGGCGACACAGGCGUUGUGCCAGCUGUGUGCCAGACCCUGCCUUUGCCCCGGUGCUGCCCCCCAGUGCCCCUCGGGAGUCCCACUGGUGCUGGAUGGCUGCCGGUGCUGCCAGGUGUGCGCCCGGCAACAAGGCGAGCCCUGCACUGAGAUGUUUCCCUGCGACAGUCAGAGAGGACUGAAGUGCGACUACAGCGCCAGCUUCCCCGGAGACCCUGGGGAGUGUGUCAGUCAGGAGCAUCUGGGCUGUGAAGUCAAUGGCAUCACUUACCAGGAGGGCCAGUCGUUUCAGCCCUCCUGUGACGUUUACUGCCACUGCAGAGGUGGAGGGGUGAGCUGUGUGCCAGCCUGCCCUCUGAGUGCCCGUCUUCCCACUCCAGACUGUCCCAACCCCCAGCACGUCCGGCUACCGGGGAAAUGCUGCAAGGAAUGGGUGUGUGAAAACCUGGAGAACACAGUCAUCCAGGAUGCCAUCACAGCCAUGAGACCCACCAGGUUGUGGCCAGCUCUCUCGAGUGACCAUCCUCUAAACAAACUAGCCCCACUUGUCCCCACCUGUAUCGAGCAGAGCACCCAGUGGAGUGCCUGUUCCCAAAGCUGUGGGGCUGGGGUCUCCACACGGGUUUCUAACCAGAAUCCAGCCUGCAAACUGCAAAUGGAAACUCGGCUUUGCAAAGUGCGGCCUUGCCAUACGGGCCAGCCUGCGUCGAGGAAACCCAUGCGUGGGCAGCAGAGGCGGUGCAAGGCCAGCUACACGUCACCCGGCCCCAUUCGGCUCGUUCACCAGGGCUGCUACAGCACUCGGGCCUACAAGCUGCGGUACUGCGGACAGUGCGCCGACUCCGGCUGCUGCACGCCUUAUCAAACCACCACAGCCGAGGUGACCUUCCAGUGCCCCACCGGCAGACUGCUACAGCGAGCCGUGAUGAUGAUCCACUCGUGUGUCUGUCAUAAUAACUGCCCCUACACACCUUUCAGAAACCCUGCUCUGUGGGGAUUCAGGCCCUGACCGAUACAAGCACUGAUUCAUCCAGAACAGGAAGUGAGUGCCACAGGGGGAUGAAAUGACUUCAAUGACUGAUGAGGAUCCACAUAGGCACCCUCUAAUCAAUGGACCUUGAAAGAAAAAAUGGUAAUUGUAGAUAAACCCUGUGGUUGAGUUGGGAUGAAUGUUGAUCUUCACACAUGCACAAUCUCAAUCUGCAGUCCGCAGCUUCUUUAUACUCCUGCGCCUUGGGAAGUCAUCGUACUGGUGGCUUUGUUCUCAUCCAAGGAUUGAAAAUAUUUGGCAAAUCUAGAGAAAGCAAGCAAGGAACAUGAAUUUACAGUAUACAGCACUUUUUAACAACACAGGAAGAACACAGGAAGAAGAAAAGGGAAAGCGGGAUAUAGAAGACACAGAGAAGACAAUAUACAACAUAAAGGAAAUAAGUGUAAAACCUGCUAAGUAAAAGUUAUAGAAUUAAGAAAAGAAGUGGGUUUUAAGAAAGAUGUGCACUGAAGUCUCACCUCGACACUGGUCAGGACCCCUUGGCGUCACUUUUGAAGGCCUCUUCAGCAUAAUUUUUCAGCACGCAGGGCUCCACAGUCAGGUUAGCCAUAAUAAAUAUGCGACGUCCGGUUAGCAAAACCCGGUUAGACUUUCAAAACAAAGCUUGCUGAGAACAAGCUUGGUGCCCCAUGGGAAACCAAAAGUGAAGUUGACUGGUUUGCCCCAUUUUCCUUAUAGAGGCUGGAGGGCACAACAACUCCUUUAAGUGCAGAGGUGUGUCAUCACGUCACUCCUGGUAUGUCAAAGUGAAAUUUAAAGACAAAUCGUCAAAGUGGUGUUGUGUCAUUUUUGCUAAAAGCAUUGCUGCCGGCUAUACAGUAGUGGAGGCGCGAUGCAGCUCAAAUUUAGGUUGGGAUCAGAAAUAAUCCCGAGAUUUUACACUGGGUUAAAUAAUUCUGGGCAAAUGAGCCAAGUAAAUUAAAAAAGAGUAAUCCGGGCCAAGAAAAGGAAAGUCUUGUAAUUCAUAAACAGUUUUUUUCUGACCUAAAGUCUGAAUUAAGGACAGUUGGCCAUGAUAUUAAUUUGGUCACAAAGAUAGUCUUAAAGGCAUUUUUACACUCCUAACUGGCAAGUUUCACUGACAUAUAAAUGUCUGUUUGAUAGAAUUGGGAGCCACAGAAUGACUCCAACCUUUGUGUUGACAGCAAUGCAAACUUAACUUGUUCAGUUCUCUUUGUGUGUUUGUAGCCAGAUGACAUUGCACUUAUUUCUUCGUUUUCUGUUUUGUUGUAAAUAAUCCUGGACAGAUGUCUCUUAUGUAUAGUGAAAAAUGUUCCCGUAUUUUGCAUAUGUCCUGUCUUUUUACUCUAGAAGAUUUUUGUGGUUUUGAUUUAUAUUUUUUCACAUUAUAGUAUUCACAGAUUUAAAUCGUCAUUUUGUGCAUACUGUGGCUUUUUACGUACCCCUUUUUCUGAUGUUUCACGUCAUCAUUCAAUAACCACUGUGAAGUCACAGCAGUAGCCUAAAAUUCUGGACCGUCUAUGUUUGUGGGCCCUCGUCACAUGGUGGCCCUGUAUACUCAGCCCCUCCGUCUCCCCACAGUCCGACUCCCCAGUGUACAGUACACAGCACCAAAGAAGUCAUUUGUGUUUCGUUUAAAAAUGUAGCCAAGUAAAUGACUGGUAUUACAUGUAAAGGCUUGUUGUUGACGUCUUCUUUACCAUUCUGCACAGGCAUGCACUUUGAGUGCUUUUUCAGUCAGACCAGGUGACCUUGUUAGAUAGACAUCCUGCCAUCUAGUGGACACAUGCGUCUACUGCAGGGGCUGAAGGUGGGCUAAUAGCUUUACCAACAGCAUCAUCAGAGCAGAGAACACAUUUUGGAGUGAAGACCAGGUGCGAGCCUCCUCUGCUUGUUCAUA
Molecule: messenger RNA, 3037 nt
Organism: Chelmon rostratus (copperband butterflyfish)
Lineage: Eukaryota; Metazoa; Chordata; Actinopteri; Chaetodontiformes; Chaetodontidae
Gene: ccn5
Product: cellular communication network factor 5
Exons: 5
Coding region: 76-1134 (352 amino acids)
Biological process (GO): cell adhesion; signal transduction
Cellular component (GO): extracellular matrix; extracellular region
Molecular function (GO): heparin binding; integrin binding
Source: RefSeq, a predicted model, not a curated record